This is a messenger RNA of Aplysia californica (California sea hare), 2089 nucleotides long. Its product is annotated as transcriptional enhancer factor TEF-1. Gene Ontology annotation, biological process: hippo signaling; regulation of transcription by RNA polymerase II; embryonic organ development. NCBI's taxonomy places the organism in Eukaryota, Metazoa, Mollusca, Gastropoda, Aplysiida, Aplysiidae. Gene Ontology annotation, molecular function: RNA polymerase II cis-regulatory region sequence-specific DNA binding; DNA-binding transcription factor activity, RNA polymerase II-specific. The record is from RefSeq and is a predicted model, not a curated record. Gene Ontology annotation, cellular component: transcription regulator complex.
GUCGCAAUGAGUUGAUUGCCAGGUACAUCAAGCUGCGCACGGGCAAGACGCGCACCCGCAAACAAGUGUCCAGCCACAUCCAAGUAUUAGCCCGACGGAAGGCCAAAGAGAUCCAGGCCCAGCUGAAGGUCACAGUAAGUACCAACCUCCAGGACCAGGCGGCCCGGGACAAAGCCCUCCAGCAGAUGGCCUCCAUGUCCUCGGCCCAGAUCGUGUCGGCCAGCGCCAUCCACAACAAGGCCUUGGCCGGGGGUCUGGGCGGCCUGCCUCCCAGCAUGGCCAGUGGGCCGGUGAGGCCGCCCUAUCCUGGUGCUCCGUCGAUCUGGCAACCUGGUUUGUCUCAAGGAGAUGUAAAACCAUUUGCACCAGCCUAUGGGUUCGACUCCAAACUUCCGUCCUCUAUUUCUGGUGAGAUGGCCCUUCCUCCGUGGCAGGGACGAUCCAUAGCGGGUCCCAAGCUACGGCUCGUAGAAUUCUCAGCCUUCCUAGAACAACCCAGAGAUCCUGACUCAUACCAUAAGCAUUUAUUUGUCCACAUUGGUUCAACUGCAACGUACAACGAUCCCCUCUUAGAGGCAGUAGAUAUUCGACAGAUUUACGACAAAUUUCCCGAGAAGAAGGGUGGUCUGAAAGAACUCUAUGACAAGGGUCCUGCCUCUGCCUUCUUCCUCGUCAAGUUUUGGGGUGAUAUCAACACCAACUUGCAAGAUGAGGCUGGUGCUUUUUACGGUGUGACAAGCUUGUAUGAAAAUAAUGAGAACUUGACCAUCGAAGUGUCCACAAAAGUCUGCUCAUUUGGCAAGCAGGUUGUGGAAAAAGUCGAGACUGAAUAUGCAAGAAUGGAAAAUGGUCGCUACAUAUAUCGCAUUCACAGAUCUCCCAUGUGCGAAUACAUGAUUAACUUUAUUCACAAACUCAAGCACCUGCCAGAGAAAUAUAUGAUGAACAGUGUGCUGGAGAACUUUACCAUUCUUCAGGUUGUUACAAAUCGCGACACCCGAGAGACUCUUCUAUGCAUUGCCUUUGUCUUUGAGGUGUCCACAAGCGAACACGGUGCCCAGCACCACAUAUACAAGCUCGUAAAGGACUGAAGGAACCCACCAGCUCCACCACCGCCCCCUUCCCCUCCCCCUCCCCGUCUCCUUCUCCUCGCAAUCCCUUCCCGACCCCCCCAUGCCUCUUCCCACCAAGCUAUCUUUGUUACUACUGUUGCUGACGUUGUUGCUGUUGAAAGACUUGUUAUAUAUAUUAUAUAUAGAUAUAUAUAUAUAUUAUACUUUUUUUUUAGUUUUCACAUUGGUUCAUAAGAAAAGAGAUGCUGGCUUUGACUGCUGUAGAUCUGAUGAUAAAUUGUAUUUUUUAUUUUUUUAUUUUAAUUUUUUAAGAUGUAUUCUCAUUUUUUUAAUCAGCCUUCUGAUUUCUACCAGUCAUUAAUUUUUUUCAUAUUAUAUCUUUAGUUUUUCUUUACUAAACACUAUAGGUCUGUAGUGCAAACUGUGACUGGUAUCACGAAGUGAGUGGUUUUUGACCAUAUUUCAGUAGGUUGGGAAAAUGGACCAAAUUGUUGUUGAAUUCAGCGCAAGCUAACUAGAAAUAAACGGGUCAUCCAUGAAAUGCACCAUUGGAGCCUAAUUUGUAAAGAUUUUAUUCUUGUUUGCCUUUUCAAGACGGAAAAAAGCCUUAGAUUUUUUUUACUUUUUCAGUGUUAACAAACUGUCAAAAGAAAAUAUCUAAACCAGAUUUUAACCCAGAAAAUGUGUUUGAUAUUUUUACCUGUGUAUAUCGCAAUGUGCUUUUAUUCAACUACUUUACUGUAGGUAAAUGCAGGAGAAAAGAGUUUUUCUUUUAUUGUGUCUUACUGCCUCAUAAUAAAAAGAGAGACCACAACAUUAACUUUUCAUGGCCUCUGCAGUUAUAUUUGUAAUGCCGUGUUCAGCACUGGCUCUAGGGAAAACAAAUGAAAAGUCUUUGGUGCAGGCUCACUUAUUUUUAUUGCAGACGGUUAGCAGCGUCUUAGCUAGGCAGGUAAAAAUGACAAUGAAUGGGUUUUAAUCUCAGCAAAGAUAGCUGUCUAUUAGAGAAGGUUGAA